AUGGAAGAAUAUAGGAGAUGCUUGGAGAGGCAAGAGCAAGAAAGAAAUGAGAGAAACCGUAGAGCCGAUGAAAUCAAUGAGUUGCAAAGACAAGUUGAUGAACAAGUUCUCAUAGCAGUGACUUUGCAAGAUGAAGAGAACCAAGGUCGCCGUCGGGGUUCACAAGUCGGUCGUCGCCGGAAUGUGGACAGACAUAGGCAUUCUCGGGGUAAGAAUCUUUUGAAAUAUUAUUUUAUCCCAACUGCUUUGAACUCUGAUGUUGAUUUUCGAAGGGUUUUGGGGCUUCUUCCGGAGCAAAAGCUUACAGCUGUUAUACGAAUGUGGGUUUGGCGUGCGUUCUUCGGAGUUGCCGGAUCCCAAAAUGACCUUAACGUGCUAGGUCAAUCUCCGGUCUUCAACGAUGUUUUGAGAGGCCAAGGCCCAAAUAUCACCUAUCAAGUUAACAAUACAGUCUACCAAAUGGGGUAUUAUCUAGCUGACGGCAUCUACCCAAGGUGGACCACAUUUGUCAAAUCCAUUCCGAAUCCCCGAUCCCAUAAGAAAAAAUUAUUUGCUACCUAUCAAGAAGGAUACAGGAAAGAUGUCGAAAGGUGUUUUGGCAUCCUUCAAGCUCGGUGGUUGAUUAUUCGAGAGGUCUACGAACCGGAUCUAAUGAACACAGCCUUGACCCGGAUUUAUGAAAGGUCGAUGGGGCCAAGUGGAGAACCGUUUGAGCCGGAACCGUUGGUGAGGGACGGUCGUUUCAUGACCCGGAUGAUAGAUCGAUAUACAGAGAUGCAAUCUUUGUAUAUUCAUGAAAGGCGUCAACUUGACUUGAUGGAGCAUCUAUGGGCAGUGAAAGGCAAUGAAGAUGAAUGA
Molecule: messenger RNA, 858 nt
Organism: Prunus armeniaca (apricot)
Lineage: Eukaryota; Viridiplantae; Streptophyta; Magnoliopsida; Rosales; Rosaceae
Source: the annotation of a GenBank genome assembly